AUGGAAAAAUUUCACGACAUGAUGGAGGGAUGUGGGUUGGAAGAUAUCGGGUACUGGGGGAAUAAGUUCACAUGGUCGAAUAAUCGUAGUGAGAAUUCGCUUGUUCUAGAGAGGCUGGAUAGAGCUUUAGUCUCGAGCGACUGGAUGCGGAGGUUUCCUACUACUUGUAUUUCUCAUUUGGUUUCCAUUGUUUCUAAUCAUGUUCAUAUGGCUCUUCAUAGUAGUGAGCUAAAAAAUUCAACAAGUGGGAAGAAAAGAUCUUUACGCUUUGACGCUAUGUGGAUUCGACAUGUGUACUGUGUCGAUGUUGUGAAGAAUGCUCGGGCUUUGGGGACAACUUCAGAACCAUUAUCUUCUAUGUUAGCAGUUUGCUUACAAGCUUUACAAUGGUCGAAUAGAACAACUUUUGGUCAUGUCCAACAAACUUUAAAGAAGAAGCACAGAGUCUGUUUGAAAACAAAUUUUCAGAUUUUGUUUCUAAAAUUGAUUUUGAGUUAA
Molecule: messenger RNA, 498 nt
Organism: Tripterygium wilfordii
Lineage: Eukaryota; Viridiplantae; Streptophyta; Magnoliopsida; Celastrales; Celastraceae
Exons: 1
Coding region: 1-498 (165 amino acids)
Source: RefSeq, a predicted model, not a curated record